Messenger RNA from Alligator mississippiensis (American alligator), 724 nucleotides. RefSeq names its product HD domain containing 3 (gene HDDC3). The record is from RefSeq and is a predicted model, not a curated record. Gene Ontology annotation, molecular function: guanosine-3',5'-bis(diphosphate) 3'-diphosphatase activity. Lineage: Eukaryota; Metazoa; Chordata; Crocodylia; Alligatoridae. The transcript is spliced from 4 exons. The coding region runs from base 126 to 665 and encodes 179 amino acids.
GGGGCCGGGCGGCGCGGACUGCUCCCCUUGCAGGAAAUAAGGGCCGAGUCGCGGGGAGAAGCGGUCGGUCCGUGUUGAUUAAAGUUGCCCCGCGCGGGGGGGGCGGGGCGCGGCGCGGCGGCGCCAUGGACACGGACGCGGGGCGGCUGCUGGAGGCGGCGGACUUCGCGGCGCGGAAACACGCGGGGCAGCGGCGCAAGGACCCCGAGGGCACCCCCUACAUCAACCACCCCCUCGGCGUGGCGCGGAUCCUGUCCCACGAGGCGGGCGUCACCGACAUCGUGCUGCUGCAGGCGGCGCUGCUGCACGACACGCUGGAGGACACGGACACGACGGCGGCGGAGCUGGAGCGGCGCUUCGGGGCCGAGGUGCGGCGCCUGGUGCAGGAGGUGUCGGACGACAAGGCGCUGCCGCGGGCCGAGCGCAAGCGGCUGCAGGUGGAGCGGGCCCCGCGCUGCUCCGCGCCCGCCGCGCUGCUGCAGCUGGCCGACAAGCUGUACAACCUGCGCGACCUGCAGCGCGCCACGCCGGCCGGCUGGUCGGAGCAGCGCGUGCACGAGUACUUCGCGUGGGCGGCGCAGGUGGUGCGCGGCCUGCGGGGCACCCACGCGGCGCUGGAGGACGAGCUGCGGCGGCUCUUCGAGGCGCGCGGGCUGCAAGAGUGAGGCCGGCGGGGUCCCUCCGCCCGCCCGCCCGCCCGCGACAAUAAAGGCCGUGAAUGCCG